Histoplasma mississippiense is the source of this 5106-nucleotide messenger RNA. RefSeq lists its product as hypothetical. Gene Ontology annotation, molecular function: cytoskeletal motor activity; chitin synthase activity; ATP binding. The record is from RefSeq and is a predicted model, not a curated record. The transcript has 5 exons. Lineage: Eukaryota; Fungi; Ascomycota; Eurotiomycetes; Onygenales; Ajellomycetaceae. The coding region runs from base 1 to 5106 and encodes 1701 amino acids. Gene Ontology annotation, cellular component: myosin complex; cell periphery; cell septum.
AUGGCCCUCCACUCAUUGACGGGGACGGGAUCUGUUCCUGCCCAUGCACAAUCCUCCUUGCCUUCACUUCCCGCCCAUCUUCAAUCGGACACCCACCUUACGGCCCAUCUGGCAAGCAGAUUUCAUGUAUCCCUUCCGACGGCACGGCUAUCGUCUCAAGGAUUGAUAUGCCUGAAUACGUACACUUCUUCCACCCGCGGUCCGGAUGGACAAAGGGAAGGAAGCGCAAUGGGGGAAGCAGACGAUCUGGCUAGGCGUGCUUGGGCCCGCCUGGGAGGGAGAGGAGAAAACCAAGCUGUCAUCUUCCUCGGAGAAACUGGUUCCGGGAAGACAACCGUUCGCUCCCAUCUUCUUUCUUCCUUCUUGUCAUUAUCAUCCACACCCCUUUCAGCAAAGCUCUCGUUCGCUGCCUUCGUUUUCGAUACUUUGACAACUACAAAAUCAGUUACUACCCCGACUGCGUCCAAAGCGGGUCUGUUUUUCGAGCUUCAGUAUGAUGCCUCGUCAACCCUCAACCCGACCUUAAUUGGUGGCAAGCUUUUGGAUCACCGGCUAGAAAGAAGCCGUAUCGCGUCCGUUCCUACUGGUGAACGAAGCUUCCAUGUGCUAUAUUAUCUCCUUGCAGGAACCAGUGCAGCUGAAAAGGCGCAUCUGGGUUUGGACAGUUCAGUCGACAUCCGCACCGGUGGAAGCACCGGCAACCAUUCAUCUGGCACAAUUUCUCAUAAGAGAUGGCGGUACCUCGGCCAUCCCACGCAACUGAAGGUCGGGAUUAACGACACCGAGGGCUUCCAACAAUUCAAAAAUGCGCUCCGCAAAUUGGAGUUCCCCAGGAGUGAAAUAGCUGAAAUCUGUCAGAUACUUGCAUGUAUAUUACAUAUCGGACAGCUGGAAUUUACUACUGGCCAAUCAACGACAACGGGCCCAGAGGAGAGCGGUGGAUACUCACAUGAAGGCGGUGAAACUGUUACUAUUGUCAAAAACAAGGACGCUUUAGCAAUUAUCGCUGCGUUCCUCGGACUCAGCGUGGAUGAUCUCGAGACAAGCCUUGGCUAUAAAACGAAAACCAUUCAUCGGGAACGUGUAACUGUUAUGCUCGAUCCUAAAGGAGCACGGAGUAAUGCCGAUGACCUCGCCCGGACCCUUUACGCUCUUCUGGUUGCCUAUGUAAUCGAAAACAUCAACCAGCGCGUAUGUGCUGCCGAGGAUGCGGUGGCCAACACCAUUUCCAUCAUCGACUUCCCCGGUUUUUCUCAAACGUCCGCAACGGGGUCAACAUUGGACCAGCUCUUGAAUAACGCCGCUACUGAAUCGCUUUAUAACUACUGCUUGCGAAACUUCUUCGACCACAAGGCGGAAAUCCUCGAAGCGGAUGAAGUUAGCGUCCCUCCGACUAGCUAUUUCGAUAACUCUGAUGCUGUCAAAGCCUUGCUGAAACAGGGCAACGGAAUCCUGACGAUCCUGGAUGACCAGACGAAGCGCGGACGAUCCGAUAUGCAAUUACUUGAGAGCUUGAGAAAGCGAUUUGCAAACAAAAAUCCGGCCAUUUCUGUCGGGAGCUCUACGGCUACUCUUCCUGGCAGCAACUUCGCUUCAAAAAAUGAAGCUGCUACUUUUACAGUUAGACAUUUUGCGGGGGAGGUCGAUUAUCCUGUCCAGGGAUUACUUGAGGAAAACAGCGACUUGGUUUCUGGCGAUUUAAUGAACCUCAUCACUUCCUCCAGGAGCGCGUUCGUGCGCGAUCUUUUCGGUCAAGAAGCACUCCAAACUAUCCGCCACCCUAAAGAAAAGUCGGCUAUUAUGCAAGCCCAAGUCAGUUCGAAACCUCUCAGAAUGCCAAGUAUGGCAAGACGCAGAAUGGAUAGACCUCCCCGACUUACUGCUCGCGCAACUCAGGCAGAUAAGGAUAUUGAAGACGAUACUGGGGCCAGUUUGACCUCAGUUCCAGGCUCCAAAAAGCGCAAGCAGGGAGAUUCCACAAAUGGACCUGGUCAGAGUGCUGCUGCUCAAUUUCUUGUAUCAUUGGACAAUAUCAAUAAGUCUUUGACUGCAGACAAUGUCAAUUCUUACUUUGUUUUCUGCCUGAAACCCAACGAUCGUCGAAUCGCGAAUCAAUUCGAUAGCAAAUGCGUGCGAUCGCAGGUUCAAACAUUCGGGAUUGCAGAGAUCAGUCAGCGGCUUCGAAAUGCAGAUUUUAGCGUGUUUCUUCCAUUCAGUGAAUUCCUUGGUUUGUCAGAUGCAGAAUCUAUCAUCGUGGGCAGCGAGCAAGAAAAAUGCCAAUUGGUGGUCGACGAAAAACGAUGGCCAGGAAAUGAAGCACGAGUUGGAAGCACUGGAGUAUUCUUAAGCGAAAGAUGUUGGGCGGACAUUGCAAGGGUUGGUGAACGGGUUCUCCCCAGCUACAGCGGAGAUGGCACAGAUGACGACAAAGAUGGUAUGUUCGGGGUUGGUCAAAAAACCCCAUAUGGAGAUUCAAAAGUUCGUAUCUUGAACUCGUCAGAGGUAUGUCCAUUACCCCGGUCCCACAUAUAUGGAGAAGCAACCAAUCAGCCGUUCUAUGGGUAUGCCGGCAUCGAUGCAACGAAACUAUUCCCUGUGCAUGUUAGCGCUCGUUGUGAUGGCGUUGAUGGCCGUGUCGAUCCAUCUGUUCCCAUGGAUUUCAGGUCUACUAAUAGAACGGGCUCUGUCAAAGUUUCACGAGACGAUGAUCCAAAUGCUCAAUACCACGACUUCAGAGCGUUCACCGAUGACUAUAGACCCGACUGGUAUUGGAAUCAAAUGAGAAUGUUGAGAGCAAACUACAAGAAGGGAUAUGUUGGCUACUCUCCUCAAUAUUUGAAAACACUCGUGGAUAAGGAUCAGGCAAUCGCAGUCCUCGACGGCUAUGUGUACGACUUGACAAACUAUGUCAUAGGCGGCCGUCGCCCGAGGCCACCCCCUGGUCAACAGGCCCCAAAAGACGUCAAUGUCAACUUUAUGGAUCCCCUUGUUGUCAAUCUAUUUCAACAAAGACCCGGCCAGGAUAUCACUGAGGAUUUCAAUCGGCUGCCACUUGGAAAGCGAGAGCAAGCCAUGCGCACCUGUCUGGCCAAUUUAUUUCAGGUUGGGAAGCUGGAUACUAGAAGUUCCGCCCAGUGUCAAUUCGCCCAGUAUUUCAUCCUCGCUAUAUCGCUCCUCUUAGUCACCAUCAUUGGUUUCAAGUUCUUCGCCGCAUUGCAAUUUGGAAAGAAAAAUCUACCUGAAAAUCUUGAUAAAUUCAUUAUUUGUCAAGUUCCAGCGUACACUGAAGAUGAAGAGUCUCUGCGCCGAGCCAUCGACUCAAUGGCUCGAAUGAGGUAUGAUGACAAACGUAAACUCCUUGUUGUCAUCUGCGAUGGCAUGAUUAUCGGACAGGGAAAUGAUCGACCUACGCCCCGGAUCGUCUUGGACAUUCUCGGCGUUUCAGAUACUGUGGACCCCGAACCGUUAAGUUUUGAAAGCUUAGGAGAAGGAAUGAAACAACAUAACAUGGGCAAAGUCUACUCUGGAUUAUACGAGGUUCAAGGCCAUAUCGUACCCUUCUUGGUUGUUGUUAAGGUUGGUAAGCCUUCGGAGGUGUCUCGCCCUGGAAACCGUGGCAAGAGAGAUUCGCAAAUGCUCUUAAUGCGUUUCUUAAACCGUAUCCAUUACAACCACCCAAUGAGUCCCCUUGAACUUGAAAUACAUCACCAAAUUCGCAACAUUAUCGGGGUCAACCCCACCUUCUACGAGUUCAUACUUCAAGUAGAUGCAGAUACCAUGGUAGCUCCGGACUCUGCUACUCGAAUGGUUGCAUCUUUCCUUCAGGAUACACGUAUUAUCGGUCUUUGUGGAGAAACAGGACUCAACAAUGCCAAAUCUUCCAUAAUAACAAUGAUUCAGGUUUACGAAUAUUACAUCUCGCAUAAUUUGACAAAAGCGUUCGAGAGUCUUUUCGGAUCGGUGACAUGUUUGCCUGGUUGCUUCACAAUGUACCGUAUCAGAGCCGCAGACACAGGAAAACCUCUUUUCGUCAGUCGAGAAGUCGUAGAAGCUUAUGCCGAGAUCCGCGUUGAUACUCUACACAUGAAAAAUCUUCUCCAUUUGGGUGAAGAUCGUUAUCUCACCACACUUCUUCUGAAGCACCACCCGAAAUACAAGACCAAAUUCCUCUUUAAUGCACAUGCCUGGACUAUUGCACCUGAUAGUUGGGCUGUGUUCAUGUCUCAGCGCCGGAGAUGGAUUAACUCGACCGUCCACAAUCUCAUAGAACUCAUUCCUCUGCAGCAACUUUGUGGGUUCUGUUGUUUCAGCAUGAGGUUCGUUGUCUUUGUCGAUCUUCUGAGUACCAUUAUCCAGCCUGUGACAGUGGCAUAUGUCAUAUAUCUCAUUGUCCUUAUCGCCAUCAACCCAACGCUGAUUCCAAUCACGGCAUUUAUUUUGCUCGGAGCUAUCUAUGGUCUACAAGCCAUUAUUUUCAUCGUCCGUCGCAAAUGGGAAAUGGUUGGCUGGAUGAUCAUUUAUAUCCUUGCUAUGCCCGUUUUCUCCCUUGGCCUCCCGCUCUAUUCUUUCUGGCACAUGGAUGACUUCACCUGGGGUAACACCCGUAUCGUCACUGGAGAGAAAGGCCGUAAGGUUGUCAUCUCAGACGAGGGUAAAUUUGAUCCCGCAUCCAUACCAAAGAAAAAGUGGGAAGAAUACCAAAUCGAGCUUUGGGAAGCGCAAACCCAACAAGACGAUCGUUCCGAGGUUUCAGGAAUCUCCUAUGGCACUCGGUCCUACCACCCACCAGCUUCUGAAUACGGAUUUGCGUCCUCACGACCUGUUUCUCAAGUCGAGCUUAAUCGCUUUCCCGGGUCCCGGAUGUCCCUCUCUCCUUCGGAGAUGUUGGGUACCGGCCCUGAUAUGGAGAUGGUAGACCUCGCGGGACUUCCAAGCGACGAUUCACUGCUUGCAGAGAUCCGUGAUAUCCUUCGUACCGCAGAUUUGAUGACCGUUACGAAGAAGAGUGUCAAGCUGGAGCUUGAACAGAGAUUCAAUAUCAAUCUUGAUGCCAAACGGCAGUAUAUCAAUUCUGCCACCGAAGCAGUUCUUUCAGGGCAACUUUAA